Glycine soja is the source of this 1960-nucleotide messenger RNA. RefSeq names its product nicotinamide adenine dinucleotide transporter 1, chloroplastic-like. The transcript has 9 exons. NCBI's taxonomy places the organism in Eukaryota, Viridiplantae, Streptophyta, Magnoliopsida, Fabales, Fabaceae. Gene Ontology annotation, molecular function: NAD transmembrane transporter activity. Gene Ontology annotation, biological process: NAD transmembrane transport. Bases 306 to 1259 code for a protein of 317 amino acids. The record is from RefSeq and is a predicted model, not a curated record.
AACUACAGAUAUAGAGAGAGGAGCGAUUGCAUUAGUAGUUGUUUGGUUUGGUGUUGUGGUGGAGGAGGAAUACACGAAGCAAUAUAUAGGCAAUGAAAUGAGGCGUUUUGACUGGCCUUUUCGGAUCUGAUCGAAUCCAAACCCUAAUCUAAUCCCACAAGCCUAUUAGUCUCAUUCAAUCGAAGAAGCGAGCGAGACUGUGUCUCUCUCCCAGGCCAUGCGACCACCCUGUUCCUCCGCCAUCGCCCUCUCCAUUGAGGAUUCUUUUUUCGUUUUCGUCGCUUUCUCCGUCGAUUCCACCAGCCAUGACUGCUGACACCCACGCCGCUCCUAAUAUCAAUCCCAAGGGCCUCCUCUGCAAUGCCGCCGCCGGUGCUUCCGCUGGGGUUAUUGCUGCUACAUUUGUGUGUCCUCUUGAUGUCAUCAAAACUAGGUUUCAGGUUCACGGUGUCCCGCAGCUCGCGCAUGGAAGUGUUAAAGGAAGCAUAAUAGUUGCUAGUUUGGAACAAAUAUUUCACAAGGAGGGGUUACGUGGCAUGUACCGUGGGCUCGCGCCCACUGUGCUGGCUUUGCUUCCAAAUUGGGCGGUUUAUUUUAGUGCAUAUGAGCAGCUUAAGAGCCUUCUUCAUUCCGAUGAUAGCCAUCAUCUUCCCAUUGGAGCUAAUGUGAUAGCUGCUUCUGGUGCUGGAGCUGCAACUACCAUGUUUACAAAUCCCCUUUGGGUUGUCAAGACCAGACUCCAAACCCAGGGAAUAAGACCUGGUGUUGUGCCAUAUAGGGGCACACUAUCUGCAUUGAGGAGAAUUGCUCAUGAGGAGGGCAUUCGAGGGCUGUACAGUGGCCUUGUACCUGCUCUGGCUGGUAUCAGUCAUGUUGCCAUUCAAUUUCCUACUUAUGAGACAAUAAAAUUUUAUUUGGCAAAUCAAGAUGACGCAGCAAUGGAUAAACUUGGUGCACGUGAUGUUGCAAUUGCAUCAUCAGUUUCUAAAAUUUUUGCAUCCACAUUGACAUAUCCUCACGAGGUUGUACGUUCCAGAUUGCAAGAACAAGGGCAUCAUUCGGAGAAACGGUACUCUGGUGUGAUUGAUUGUAUUAGAAAGGUUUUUCAACAAGAAGGUGUACAGGGUUUUUACCGAGGUUGUGCCACCAACCUUCUGAGGACAACACCAGCUGCUGUGAUCACAUUCACCAGCUUUGAAAUGAUACACCGAUUUCUUGUUUCCCUUUUUCCUUCUGAUCCACGGCCUCAUAUUUUGUGACGAUUGAUCUUGGUGGUCAUCUGUCUUCUGUAGCAGUUAGAUUCCAAAAAAAUAUGUUGUUUGCAGGUUGUACGUUCCAGAUUGCAAGAACAAGGGCAUCAUUCGGAGAAACGGUACUCUGGUGUGAUUGAUUGUAUUAGAAAGGUUUUUCAACAAGGUGUACAGGGUUUUUACCGAGGUUGUGCCACCAACCUUCUGAGGACAACACCAGCUGCUGUGAUCACAUUCACCAGCUUUGAAAUGAUACACCGAUUUCUUGUUUCCCUUUUUCCUUCUGAUCCAUUUUGUGACGAUUGAUCUUGGUGGUCAUCUGUCUUCUGUAGCAGUUAGAUUCCAAUUCAUAAGCUAGUCCAGCUGAGUAAUCCUUCUCUUGGCGAUGCAGAUAUCAUUCUUUGUGACUUAGUUGUUUAUGUAUGGUAGAUCCCCAUUAUAUUCCAACCUAGCAACCUCAACUGAGCCUGGUUUCCCUGGUCAAACUUGUAAAUUUGAGUGAUAACAACGAUGAAGAUGAUAAAGUGAUAUGAGAUGUCCUUUGCUUGCUUAUUUUAUUUUGAAACUGCUGAAUCCUGUAAAACAUCCAGCACGAUCUGGAUUUGCUGUAUUGAUGAGAAUCAUGCAAUCAGCGAAUCUAAAUUGUUAUACGAAGAUAAGACAGUUUAUAUUUUAUCUUGAGAAAUUGGACAUGAAAAACACAUUUAAGA